CAAGUUUUCAUUUUUUCGCCUUCCUUUGUCACUUCUCCUUCUCCUGUUUUACUGAACCAAAACACUCAACAUAUUUUAGCGUACUGUUCGGAUUGCUCCGCGGGCAGCAGGCAACGACAUAUACGUGACAUUCGAGAAAAAAAAAACAUUUUUCCAUAAAUCUUCAGCAUAAGAAUCUUUCGACUACCAACGCGACUGCUGGUCGUCGCUGGUGCUGCGUUAGCCAUCAUUAUUAUUUGAAACCGAAGGCAAUCGAGAAGUUUUUCCGAUUUGCUGUCAUAACAAAGAGAAAAGCAAUUCGGAAAGGCCACUACCAGCAGUCAAGCAGCACAAGCAGUGGGGGUUUUAUUUUCAUUUUUCGCACCCCGAAAAGUGGACUAAAAGUGAAUUUUCUGAUAUAGGGUUUGAUUUGUUUUUGACGAACGGAAUCUCAGUUACGGUUCCGUGAAGCACGCUUAGGGUAGUUUUUGCAUUUCGUGGUGAUAUUUGCGUUUUCGACAUUGCAUUUAUUUGUGUUGUUUUGUGCAGCUAGAAAAAAAAAUGGAACGAAGCAUUGGACGGCAAGGACCGAUGAUGUCCCCGGGAAUGUCGAGGCGACCCGGUGGAAUGCUUCCUCGGGAUAGUUAUCAAACACAUUCGUAUCAUCAGCAACAGCAGCAGCAGCAGCAAACUAGCCCACAUCAACAUCACCAACAGCAGCAGCAGCAGCAGCCAUCACAACAGCUAGUGCAGCAAUCACCAAGUCAAUUCCAGCAUUCUCAGCACGACGAGCUGAUACGAUACAUCAACGAGGCAUGGAAUAGCAUUAUGCAAGACAAAAGUCAAACCCCGCCAGUAUUCUACAAGGGUGUACCUGAGCCACGGUUGGCCAGUUUCACCCCGUUCGAUCUGGAAGCAUGGUGGGGCCGACGGUUGGUACACAAGAUCAACAUCUCCACCCACGGUCAUCAGUGAACUGGGAACGCACUAGUGCAUGUCAAUAAACCGGAAGCAAAAAAGUCGAACUACGUCUGUCUCAACCCGCAGCAGGGGGUGAAUUAAACAUAAUAUAGAUAUAUCAGACCGAACAGAUACACGGAAAUGAGAGCGUUCGUCGCCGCAUUCAAGCAACAUAUUCAAACCCACACAAAGUUUCAUUUUUAUUCGCCAAAAACAGCUUUCCUUAUUGUGGUAUUAUUCUUGCGGGAUAAGGGGAUUUAACUUGGCUAUAUUAUGUUAACAAUCGGAAAUCAGUUAUCUCUAAAUCGAGAAAUAGCUGGUAGAAGAAAUAGCAAAAAUCUUUGUUUGCGAGAUAUGCCCCAUACCAGGAUAUGUCAUUUUAUUGCAAAUUAUAUGGAAAACAAACAAAGUAAUUGUGAAUACUGCAAAACAAUAAAAAAGAUUGUUUUUUAUUUGUUUGUUUUUUUUUUUUUUAUUUUCAACUCCCGCGCAUCUUUGUAACAUAAAACUACGGAUGAAUUGAAAAUAUAAUAAAUAGCAUGGGUCAAACAGUCUAA
This is a messenger RNA of Wyeomyia smithii (pitcher-plant mosquito), 1496 nucleotides long. Its product is annotated as GATA zinc finger domain-containing protein 10. The transcript is spliced from 3 exons. Bases 541 to 954 code for a protein of 137 amino acids. Lineage: Eukaryota; Metazoa; Arthropoda; Insecta; Diptera; Culicidae. The record is from RefSeq and is a predicted model, not a curated record.